CGUGUGUGCGCGUGCGGGUGUCAUGUGCUGGAUGCGGGAUGGCCUCCACCACUCCGCCGACGGAGAAACGCAAUAAAUACGGCCGGCAGCUGAGCACCUCCACCUUGAAAGACUCCAGUCUGCUGUGCCGCCACCUCUCCAAGUCCGCCUCAGAGUUGAGUCGUCGCGGCGACAUCCACCUGGAGACGGCGGGGGCAGACGCCUCCACUCCGGGCCCGGGGGCGGCACAGUCCGCCUCCAACGUACACAACCACGUCAGCGUCGUACAGAAGACGCACUACUUCUUCAGCACGCUCAAGGAGAGAUGGUCCCGUGGUCGCAGCAGGGAGCGGAGGCGGCGGCGCGACGUGGGGGCGGCGGGUGGCUCGGGGGCGGUAGAGGAGAGCCACAGUACCGACUACGCCGCCGACAACAGCAGCGAACACAGCAGCUCUGUGACGCCUCUCACACAGUCUCCGAGACAUCGACAUCUCGGGUCUCCGCCUCCGGACUCCCCCCUGUUGAUGGGCCACAGACAAUCCUCGGACUCCGCCCCGCCCGGUGACUCGCCCAGUAGCAGACCCAAGGUGACCACCUCCAGCAACCCCGUGGCAGACGCUUCCAACCUGGAGGCUGCUCUGGAGUCGACUGUAAGGGUGUGUAAUGGAGCUCUUCUGACAGACGAUGGCCCCGUCCCUUCCCCCACCACCACCUGUGAAGACGAUCCCUUGCAUGAGGCAUGCGUAGAAAAAGACGACUUAACGCGGCAAAGAGAAUCUCAACUUAGACAACAUUCCUUCUUCCAGUUGAGAGUUCACUUGAAGCGAGGGAAAGAUCUGAUAGCGAGAGAUAAGAGCGGCACAAGCGACCCAUAUGUCAAGUUCAAGGCGGGCAGUCGACUCCUGUACAAAUCCAAGACCAUCUACAGAGACCUGAACCCAGUAUGGGACGAGAGCUUUGUUUUACCCAUCGAAGACGUGUUCAACCCUAUACAGAUAAAAGUGUUUGAUUAUGAUUGGGGUCUCCAAGAUGACUUUAUGGGCACAGCCUAUCUGGACCUGACCAAAUAUGAAUUCGGAAAACCCACUGACGUUAUCCUCUCACUUAAGGACACGGGCAAGUCCGAGUAUCUCGGGGAGGUCCACCUCACUUGCACUCUCUGGCCCAAGUCCCAGGAGGACAAAGAACAGCUGUGUUAUGUUUAUAUUGAGUCUCGCACUAGAUGA
Molecule: messenger RNA, 1205 nt
Organism: Macrosteles quadrilineatus (aster leafhopper)
Lineage: Eukaryota; Metazoa; Arthropoda; Insecta; Hemiptera; Cicadellidae
Product: multiple C2 and transmembrane domain-containing protein-like
Exons: 10
Coding region: 39-1205 (388 amino acids)
Biological process (GO): regulation of neurotransmitter secretion
Cellular component (GO): synaptic vesicle membrane
Molecular function (GO): calcium ion binding
Source: RefSeq, a predicted model, not a curated record